UGUUAAGAUGCCGAACUUUUGAAAAGAGCGAACAAUGUCACUUCCUGUCACGUUUGCCUCCGGUUCCGGAUAAUACGCUCAGUUAGGGACUCGUUGACAGUGACAAUUAGCUCCUGGCUAUGGAUCCGUUACUGUUUCACCUCACACUGAAGACUAUUUAUUUGCUCUCAGGACCUGAAUUCACAUCAAGUGAACAAAACUAUGUCUGAGAAGAGCCUAACACAGACCUCAGGUCUUUCUGAUAAACAGGCAGCGCUCAACCCAGAGACUGGGCUACUAGUUGUGAAAGUGGAAGAUGAAAUGACAGAUAAAAUGUACGGUCAUUCAGGUGAAAUGCGUAGUCAUCUGGGUGAAAUGCAUUCAGGCCUCUCUGUUGAUAAAGGUGACACUGAUAUAGUAAAGCUCGAAUUAACAGAAGAACUGUGCGUAAAAAGUCAGCUUGAAGAUAAGGAGAUUAGUGAUGAUGUCAGCACAGAUAUAUUGACAAACUGGAGUGUUCCUGGGCAACAAAAAAAAGGAAAAAAAACAUAUCCAUGUUCUGAUUGUGGGAAAUGUUUUCCCCAGCAGUAUAACCUAGUCCGACAUCAAAUGAGUCAUAAAGGAGAGAAACCAUUUUCCUGUUCUGUGUGUGGAAAAUAUUUUACCCAACAAUAUAAUCUUGUCCGCCAUCAGAUGAGCCAUAAAGGAGAGAAACCAUUUUCUUGUUCUGAGUGUGGAAAAUGCUUUACACAACAAUGUACGCUAGAUAAACAUAUGAGGAUACACACUGGAGAAAAACCGUAUUCGUGUACCCUUUGCGGUAAAUUUUUUACCUGGGAACACACUUUUAUUACGCAUCAGAAAGUUCAUACAGGAGACAAACCUUUUUCCUGCUCUGUAUGUGGGAAACGUUUUGUUCAUAAAUCUGACGUUCUUAGGCAUCAGAAAAUACACACAGGAGAUAAACCAUUUGCGUGUUCAGAAUGUGGAAAAUGUUUUAUUUCUGAAUCUCACCUUCUUAGGCACAAGAACAUUCAUGAAGCAGUAGAGAGAAUAUUUCCGUGCUCUGUGUGUGGGAAAAGUUUUACUCAGCAAUCAUAUCUUACUAUUCAUAAGAAAAUUCAUACGGGAGGCAAACCAUUUUCAUGCAAUGAAUGUGGAAAAUGUUUUAAUCUGCAACACUCCCUUAUUAGACAUCAGAUCAUUCAUACGGGAAAGAAACCGUUUUCAUGUUCUGAAUGUGGCAAGUCUUUUACUUGGCAACACUCUCUUAUUAGACAUCAGAAAAACCAUGCGGGAGAGAAACCGUUUUCUUGUAAGGAUUGUGGGAAAUGUUUCAUCUAUCAGUCACAUCUUUAUCGGCAUCAGAAAAUUCAUGCCGAUGAAAAACCGUAUUCAUGUUCUGAUUGCGGAAAGCAUUUUACCUGGCAACAUUCACUUGUUUCCCAUCAGAAAAUUCAUAAUGAGGUGAUUAAAGUUUCCUGUACCUAAAGAAGAAAAUGGUUUGCCAGACAACAGAUAAUAAUAAUAAUGUAAAAAAUGAUUAAAUAUUAUUUUAUCCAUAUACAGCACAUAACUCUGUAUAAAAAAAACAAAAUUUAUGCUUACCAGAUAAAUGUCUUUCUUUCCUGGCAGGGAGAGUCCACAACUCAUUCAUUUCUGUUGGGAAAUACAACACCUGGUUACCAGGUGGAGGCAAAGACUUAAAUAUCCCUCCCACUUCCCCUAUCUUCCCAGUCAUUCAGCCAAGGGGAGAAACAUCAGGGUAUAAAGGUGCCAGAAGAAAUUAUAAAAAGGGAGACACCCAAACAAAAAUAUCUUACGGGUGGGAUCGUGGACUCUCCCUGCCAGGAAAGAAAGGAAUCAUCUAGUAAGCAUAAAUGUUGUUUUCUUUCCAUAAGGCAUGGAGAGUACACAACUUCAUUCCUUACUGUUGGGAAAACCAUACCCAAGCUCCUGAGGCCACUGAAGGAAUAACGGGAGGGAACAAAAAGGAGGCAGACCCUAAUCUGAGGGCACCACAGCCUACAAAACCUUUCUCCCAAAAGCUGCUUCAGCCGAAGCAAACACAUCAAACUUGUAAAAUUUAGAAAAAGUAAGCAGGACCAGUUAGCCGCCUAACAAUCCUGCUCCAUAGAGGCCUCAUUCUUAAAAGCCCAGGAAGAAGCUACUGCUCUAGUGGAAUGAGCCGUAAUCCUCUCAGGAGGCUGUUGUCCCGCUGUCUCAUAAGCUAGGCAGAUGACACUCCUCAUCCAGAAAGACAAGGAAAACGUAGUUACCUUCUGACCCCUAUGUUUGCCUGCAUAGAUGACAGACAAAGAUGAAGAUUGUCUGAACUCCUUAGUAGCCUGAAAGUAACAUUUCAAGGCACAAAUCACAUCAAGAUUGUGAAGCAAACGUUCCUUCACCGAAGAAGGAUUGGGACACAAGGAAGGAACAACAAUCUCUUGAUUAAUGUUCUGAUCUGACACCACCUUAGAAAGGAAACCUAACUUAGUACGUAAAACCACCUUAUCGGUGUGAAAAACAAGGUAAGGGGGAUCACACUGCAAGGCCGAAAUCUCCGAGACCCUGUGAGCAGAUGCAAUAGCCAACAGAAACAGAACCUUCCAGGAUAACAGUUUAAUGUCAACAGUAUGCAUUGGCUCAAACGGAGCCUUCUGCAACACAUGGAGAACAAGGUUGAGGCUCCAAGGUGGAGCCACCCUUCUAAACACAGGCCUAAGCCUAGUCAGGGCCUUAACAAAGGACUGCACAUCAGGAAGUGCAGCUAAUCUCUUGUGCACCAACAGGGCUGAUAUCUGCCCCUUCAGGGAACUAGCAGGCCCUUCUCUAAUCCUGGAGAAAAGAUACAUUUCCGGCAACCUUAACCUUAUGCCAUGAAAAACCACGCCCUUCAAACCAGUGCAGAUAAGUCCGCCACACCUUAUGGUAGAUGCGUCGAGUAACUGGCUUACAAGCUUGAAUCAAAGUGUCAAUCAGAGAAACCUCUUGGCUAAGACUAAGCGUUCAAUUUCCAUGUGUCGGCCUCAGAGAAUCUAGAUUUUGAUGUAGGAAGGGACAUCCCCACCAGAUCCGCAAACCAUGUCCUUCACGGCCAGGAUGGAACAAUUAAAAUCACUGGUGCUUGCUUGAUCCGAGCUACCACACUAUGGAGAAGAGGAAAUAGAUAUGAGUCUGAACCUUCAGGGAACCGCUAGAGCAUCUAUUAGUUCUGCUUGAGGAUCCCUCAAUCUUGAUCCAUACCUGGGUAGUUUGGCAUUUAGACGGGAGGCCAUGAGGUCUAUCUCCAGCAUCCCCCAUCUGGAGCAUAUCUCUGCAAAUACCUCGGGGUGGAGAGACCAUUCCCCCUGGUGAAAAGAUUGCCUGCUGAGGAAGUCGGCUUCCCAGUUGUUCACACCCGGAAUGUGGAUUGCUGACAGCAUACAGUUGUGGGUCUCCGCCCAUUCGAGGAUCUGAGAAACCUCUCUCAUCACUCAAGAACUCCUCGUUCCUCCCUGAUGGUUGAUGUAGGCUACCGAAGUUAUAUUCUUCAAUUGGAAUCUGAUAAACUGGGAUGAACCCAGAAGGGGCCUAGCCUUCAGGGCAUUGAAUAUUGCCCGAAGUUCCAAGAUAUUGAUCGGCAACGUGGACUCCUCCUGAGUCCACAGACCCUGUGCCUUCCUGGCACCCCAAACGGUUCCCCAGCUGGAUAGACUUGCGUCCAUAGUCACAAUCUCCCAGGACGGUCUCAAGAAGCACGUGCCUUGGGACAGGUGAUCUUGACAGAGCCACCAAGAGAGCGAAUCUCUCGAAGGCUGUCCAGUAUUAUCUGUUGAGACAGGUCUGGAUGGUUGCCAUACCAUUGUCUCAGCAUGCAUAGUUGUAAGGGUCUGAGAUGGAAUCUGGGAAAGGGAACGUUGUCCAUACAAGACACCAUGAAGCCAAUCACCUCCAUACACUGGGCCAAGGAAGGACUUAGGGAAGCCUGGAGGGCAAGGCAAGGUGAUGUUCGCUUGCAACGUCUCUGAUCCGUUAGGAAGAUGUUCAUGGAUACCGAGUCUAACUGUAUCCAGGAAAUUCAUCCUGGUAUUUGGAGUAAGAAAACUCUUUUCCAAGUUUAUCUUCCAUCCAUUUUCCAAGUGCUCCCUUGCUGGACGAAAAGAUGGUGCCUGUACCAAGAUAUCAUCCAGGUAAGGUGCUACUGCGAUACCUUGUAUUCUGGCAACCGCUAGAAAAGCUCUCAGAACCUUCAUAAAUAUUCUUGGAGCAGUAGCUAAGCCAAACGGAAGUGCUAUGAACUGGAAGUGUUGAUCCAGAAAUGCAAACCUCAGGUAUGCAUCCUUCAGGUCUAUGGGAGUCAUAAACUGUCCUUCCUGAACCAGAGGAAAGAUUGAUCUUAUUGUCUCCAUCUUGAAGGAUGGGACGCUUGAAAUUUGUUUGGGCAUUGCAAAUCCAGAACUGGACGCAAAAUUCCCUCCUUCUUGGGAACCACGAAGAGGUUUGAAUAGAACCCCAGACCUCUUUCUGAUGCAGGUACCGGGAAAAUUACUCCUAAAAAGACUAGGUCCCGUAUGCAACCUAAAAAGGCAGUCCUCUCCUCUGGUCUUGUAGACAGUCUGGAGAGAAGGAAUCUGCCCCUGGGCAGAUGGCACUUGAAUCCUAUCCGGUAUCCCUGAGAUACUACCUCCAGAACCCAAGGCUCCUGAACAUCCUGAAACCAAGUGUCUGAAAAUCUGCCCCCUACUCAAUCCAAUCCCUUCAUGACGAUUUGUUAUUGUCAAGCUUCUUUGUCUGUUUGGACUUGUUCCAGGACUGAGCCGGCUUCCAAGUACUCUUGGGCUGCUCGGGUUUGGAUGAGGAUUGAGAUUGUUGGGACUUGUCUGAACGAAAGGAACGAGAACUGUCCUCCCUUAGCUCUGUUCUUCUUAUCCUGUUAUAGGAAGGCUCCUUAUGGAGUCCAGACCUGGUCCGAAUAAGAUCUUCCCCUUGAAGGGGAGAGAAAGUAACCUGGACUUGGAAGUCAUAUCUGCAGACCAAGACUUGAACCAUAGAGCCCGGCAGGCUAGAACCGCAAAACCUGACGCCUUUGCGUUCAGGCGUAUAAUUUGCAUAUUCACAUCACAGAUGAAGGAGUUAGCACCAGUAGGUAGCUGCUCCCGACACCACGGCUACUGCUGCCGCAAGUUGGAAUACAAAUCCUAUGUGUUGGAACAUUUUCUCCUCAGGCAAGUUUCCAACAUCGUGUCCAUAGGCUCUCUAAAGGACAAACUAUCCUCAAGGGGGAUAGUAGUACCAGUACACAGAAGGUGACGUCGCUACAGCCCAGGAGGUGUGUGAGGGGCUGGCCAAUUACAGUCCUCUGGAGUCGGUCAAUGCAAAUACACUGUUGGCGGGGUGCCAGCUUGAGAGGAAGUCGAGCAAACUUCAUAAAGCAUGAAUCGGAAGG
Messenger RNA from Bombina bombina (fire-bellied toad), 5407 nucleotides. Its product is annotated as zinc finger protein OZF. The transcript has 5 exons. Gene Ontology annotation, cellular component: nucleus. Gene Ontology annotation, molecular function: RNA polymerase II cis-regulatory region sequence-specific DNA binding; DNA-binding transcription activator activity, RNA polymerase II-specific. The coding region runs from base 202 to 1470 and encodes 422 amino acids. The record is from RefSeq and is a predicted model, not a curated record. Gene Ontology annotation, biological process: regulation of transcription by RNA polymerase II. NCBI's taxonomy places the organism in Eukaryota, Metazoa, Chordata, Amphibia, Anura, Bombinatoridae.